AGACUGCAAGACCCCUGGUUUCUUUGUGAGGCACGGAAGCUAGCCGAAGGAGAGGCCCCUGUCGUCACCUAUCAUGCUGUCAAAUAAAAAAGAUCUUGGCUCUUCCUCGUCAUCAUCGUCGUCAGGAGGAAAUGGGGCUGACCGAUUACUGGAGGCCCCUGCUGGCCCCCAGCCAGCCGUAACAGGUCCCACAGGAAGUUCAGUGGAGAUAAGAAAAAAGGAGAGGGCAUCUCCGAGUGGGGAGACAAGUGGAGCACCCCCACAUCACCCUCCUGGCUCAGGGGCAAUCGAUCAGGACUCAGCUGACGGUCGCAGAACUAGUCGUCGUAAGAGGGCCAAAGUGGAAUAUAGGGAGAUGGAUGAGAGCCUAGCUAACCUCUCAGAAGAUGAGUAUUACUCGGAGGAAGAAAGAAAUGCUAAAGCAGAGAAAGAACGAAAGCAGGUGAUCCCUCCUCCUGCUCCACCCAUUGAGGAGGAUAAUGACAGUGAGCCAGAAGAACCUUCAGGCUUAGAGGGUGCAGCCUUUCAGAGUCGUCUCCCACAUGACCGAAUGACUUCACAAGAAGCGGCUUGUUUUCCUGACAUCAUCAGUGGACCACAACAGACGCAAAAGGUCUUCCUGUAUAUCAGGAACCGAACGAUUCAACUCUGGUUGGAUAACCCAAAGAUCCAGCUCACUUUUGAGUCUACAGUGCAACAGUUGGAGGCCCCCUACAACAGUGAUGCUGUCUUGGUACACCGAAUUCACAGCUACUUGGAACGACAUGGUCUUAUUAAUUUUGGCAUCUACAAGAGAGUCAAACCUCUACCAAGUAAGAAGACAGGAAAGGUGAUAGUGAUCGGUGCAGGUGUAUCUGGCCUUGCUGCUGCAAGGCAGCUGCAGAGUUUUGGCAUGGAUGUCACUGUGCUGGAGGCUAGGGAUCGUGUUGGGGGAAGAGUGGCCACCUUUCGGAAGGGCAAUUAUGUAGCUGAUCUUGGAGCAAUGGUGGUCACAGGCCUGGGUGGAAACCCUAUGGCAGUUGUCAGUAAGCAGGUGAAUAUGGAGUUGGCCAAGAUCAAACAGAAGUGUCCUCUCUACGAGGCCAAUGGACAGGCUGGAGAGAGAUGCACAAGUGUUCCUAAGGAGAAGGAUGAGAUGGUGGAGCAAGAAUUUAAUAGGCUGCUGGAAGCCACAUCAUACCUUAGUCACCAGCUUGACUUUAACUUCCUCAAUAACAAACCUGUGUCUCUGGGGCAAGCCUUGGAAGUGGUCAUACAGCUGCAGGAGAAACAUGUGAAGGAUGAACAAAUUGACCACUGGAAAAAAAUUGUAAAAACACAAGAAGAACUCAAAGAGCUUCUUAAUAAGAUGGUUACCACAAAGGAGAAAGUUAAGGAGCUUCAUCAGCAGUAUAAGGAAGCAAGUGAGGUGAAACCUCCCAGGGACAUUACAGCAGAAUUCCUGGUCAAAAGCAAACAUAGGGACCUCACUGCCCUCUGUAAGGAGUAUGAUGCACUAGCCGAACAGCAGGUGAAACUUGAGGAGAGAUUGCAGGAACUAGAAGCAAAUCCACCCAGUGAUGUGUACCUGUCAUCAAGAGACAGGCAGAUUCUGGACUGGCACUUUGCAAAUCUUGAGUUUGCCAAUGCAACACCUCUCUCUACUCUCUCACUCAAACACUGGGAUCAGGAUGAUGAUUUUGAAUUUACAGGGAGUCACUUGACUGUAAGAAAUGGCUAUUCAUGUGUUCCAGUGUCUCUGGCCGAGGGUUUGGACAUUAAACUCAACACAGCUGUACGCCAGGUGCGCUACACAUCCUCAGGCUGUGAGGUAAUUGCUGUAAACACGCGGUCCACCACACAGACGUUUAUCUACAAAUGUGAUGCAGUACUAUGUACUCUUCCUCUGGGGGUGAUGAAGCAGCAGCCACCUGCAGUGCAGUUUGUACCCCCCCUCCCUGAGUGGAAGACAUCUGCCAUACAGAGGAUGGGCUUUGGAAACCUAAACAAGGUUGUACUGUGUUUUGACCGUGUGUUUUGGGACCCAAGUGUGAAUUUGUUUGGCCAUGUAGGGAGCACCACAGCCAGUCGUGGAGAGCUCUUUCUCUUUUGGAAUCUCUACAAAGCCCCUAUUCUGCUUGCUCUAAUGGCUGGAGAGGCAGCAGGCAUUAUGGAGAACAUUAGUGAUGAUGUCAUCGUAGGUCGAUGUCUGGCAAUUCUGAAGGGGAUCUUUGGUAGCAGUGCAGUUCCUCAGCCGAAGGAAACAGUAGUGACACGUUGGCGUGCUGACCCCUGGGCUCGUGGUUCCUAUUCGUAUGUUGCUGCUGGUUCCUCUGGAAAUGACUAUGACCUAAUGGCCCAACCAAUCACACCUGGACCUGCCAUUCCUGGGGCUUCACAGCCUGUUCCUCGGCUUUUCUUUGCUGGAGAGCACACGAUCCGAAAUUAUCCGGCUACAGUGCAUGGAGCCUUGCUGAGUGGCCUGAGAGAAGCAGGGCGCAUUGCUGAUCAGUUUCUUGGAGCCAUGUACACACUGCCACGGCAGAGCGCUCCUGCUGCCAACCCACAGCCAUCGCCCAGCGUGUAGGCACAUACACUUAUUCACAGCUCUAUCCCAGCAUGUAGAUGCCUGUGAGUAGUGUGUAUGUACUACCCAGUGAAAAGAUACACAGCCUUCACCUAAAGUAAAAAGACUCAGCCAGUCAGAAUAAAGAGAGAUGACUUCAAUGUUAAAGGGGUUAGAAAGAGAAAAUGUUUCUGUAUAAAUUCAUCCCAAAUCAUAAAAAAGUGAAUGUCUGAUUACUCCUAAGACUAAACCGUUUAUAUUUGCAGUAUAACUACAUGUAAAUGUAUGUGCUACAACCAGAACUGUUUACAAACUUGACUGCAUAUCUUAUGUGAUUCUGUAUAGAUAAAAGCUAAUUCCACGAGAGUGUGUCCGAGCUAAAGCUUUCCCACUGGCUGCAAUGUACUAUGGCUCAAAUAAAAUUGUCCAAUGA
This is a messenger RNA of Trichomycterus rosablanca, 2978 nucleotides long. It is a transcript of the gene kdm1a, whose product is annotated as lysine (K)-specific demethylase 1a. The coding region runs from base 74 to 2566 and encodes 830 amino acids. NCBI's taxonomy places the organism in Eukaryota, Metazoa, Chordata, Actinopteri, Siluriformes, Trichomycteridae. Gene Ontology annotation, cellular component: nucleus. The transcript has 21 exons. Gene Ontology annotation, molecular function: oxidoreductase activity; transcription factor binding; flavin adenine dinucleotide binding. The record is from RefSeq and is a predicted model, not a curated record. Gene Ontology annotation, biological process: positive regulation of transcription by RNA polymerase II; negative regulation of transcription by RNA polymerase II.